AUGGGUCCUGCUCUUCUCAUGCUGCUCACCGCAGCCAGCAUCUGGCACGGCUCAGCAUCCCCAGUGAUCAGCCCUGACCUCCCUGCUCUGGUUGUCAACACAGGUGAUCCAGUCAUCUUGCACUGCUCAGGAGAGUCCGAAGUUGAAUGGAAAAGCCGAAAGGAUACAUUCAGCAACCAAACCAGCAGCACGCUCAGUAUUCCCAAAGCCACUUACAGGGAUACAGGCACCUAUAAGUGUGCUUACGUCAACAGCACCGACAAGGGCAUUGCAACGGUACAUCUGUUUGUGCGAGAUCCCAAUAAUGUGUGGUAUACCCCGACUUUCCGGAUCUUCGUGACCAAAGGUGGUAAUGCUGAGCUCCCCUGUCUCAUCACAGCCCCUGAGUACGGAUCCAGCGUGACUCUGAUAAUGGAUGACACCUCUCAUCUCUCACCCGGGACCAACUAUUCUUUCAGUACUGAGAAAGGAGUAACACUAUACAAUGUGCAAAGCAAGCAGAAGGGCUUUUACCGAUGCCAAGCAGUGAUAAAUGGAAAAACAGAGAAGUCAUCAAGAAUAAGACUGCUUGUGGAAGAAGCACUGGAGAAGCCUGUAUCAGUGAUGAUGGACCCUAUAGACCAUGUGCGAAUCGUGGGCGAACCUUUCAAAGUCACUUGCAGAGUAAUUGCUCCUUCUCACAAGUAUGACAUCAGAUGGGUGACAGCAGCAACGAGCGUCAGAAGAACUAAAAAGCCUAGCUUUGAAAAUGAGAACUACUUCAUCAGCGACAUCCUGUCCAUUCCAGCGGUGACCAUGGAAGAUAGUGGGAAAUACACUUGUAUAUCCAUUUAUGAAGCUGGUACAAGCUUGUUUCUGGACAUGCCUCCUGAUGGUCAUGCUCUCCUCUAUCCUGCAGAGAGAGGUUAUGUGUUCCUGACCCCAGUGCAAGCCACCAGCCAGGAGGUUGCCUUGGGAGAGAGUCUGAGGCUGCAGGUCCACAUUGAGGCUUACCCAAAACUUCUCCACUGGGGCUGGGAGCACACAAACCCCUUGAAGAACUCCGGGACUACCACAUUCAAGAGCCAAAUGAUCUCUGGAAACAACUGGUAUGGCACAGCCCUGCUCCUCCACCGCCUGCAGGACGGAGAGGGAGGUCUCUAUACAUUUUAUGCCCUCAACAAUGAGACCAAUGCAUCAGUUACCUUCAGCAUCUCUGUGAAAUCUCCUCCAAGGGUCUGCAAAAUCAAGGUGCCAGCCAAUGACUCCAGCAUUCUUCAGUGCAUGGCCAUCGGCUACCCUGCCCCACGCAUUGAGUGGUACCAGUGCCCCAUUCACUCUGACAGAUACAAUGAGGACUACAGGUUGCUACUGAACAACUCCAGUCCCCAGGUGGUGAACAUGUUGCCCUUCCAAGAAGUGGAGGUGGAGAGCGUUGUCCCGUUCCAGGAGCUGGGUCCCAAUUUCACCUUCUGCUGUGUGGCCAUUAACAGAGAGGGGAACGCUUCUGACAUGUUUCACUCACUCACCAUCACCAGAAAUGUCAUGGCCCCCCCAAACAAGCUCUUCAGCCCCAUUCUCUCCACCUGCAUAGGGACGUCGGUCCUGCUGCUCCUCCUACUCCUCUUCCUCCUCUACAAGUACAACCAGAAACCCAAGUACCAGGUGCGGUGGAAGAUCAUUGAGGCCUGUGAAGGGAAUAACUACAUCUUUAUUGAUCCCACUCAACUGCCAUACAAUGAAAAAUGGGAGUUUCCCAGGAAUAACCUCCAGUUUGGAAAAACUCUUGGAGCAGGAGCCUUUGGAAAAGUGGUAGAAGCCACCGCUUUUGGGCUGGGCAAAGAAGAUUCGGUCCUCAAAGUGGCUGUGAAGAUGCUAAAGUCAUCAGCAGACACAGAUGAGCAGGAGGCUCUCAUGUCUGAGCUGAAGAUCAUGAGUCACUUGGGACACCACGAGAACAUUGUUAACCUGCUGGGAGCAUGUACCUAUGGAGGCCCAAUCCUUGUGAUCACCGAGUACUGUCGCUACGGAGAUCUGCUGAAUUUCCUGCGGAAGAAGGCUGAAUCCAUAAUUAUCCAGGAUUCUGCGCUGGACACCUCUUUAGACAGCGCUGCUGAUUACAAAAACGUUGACCUAGAAAAGAAAUACAUCCGCAGUGACAGCGGCUUUUCGAGCCAGGGUUUGGAAACAUAUGUUGAAAUGAGGCCUGUGUCAUCAUCAUCAUCAUCUUCAGUGUCAUCAGAUUCUGCGCAAGCCAGGGGUGAGUUAAAGAAAGAAGAUGAAACCAGGGAAGAUCUCCGUCCCCUCAAUCUUUCUGACCUGCUACAGUUCUCCAGCCAAGUGGCCCAGGGCAUGGCAUUCCUCGCAUCAAAGAACUGCAUCCACCGUGACUUAGCAGCCAGGAAUGUGCUCGUAUCAGAUGGACGAGUAGCCAAGAUCUGUGACUUCGGCCUGGCCCGUGAUAUCAUGAAUGACUCAAACUAUGUUGUAAAAGGCAAUGCCCGACUGCCCGUGAAAUGGAUGGCCCCAGAGAGUAUCUUUGACUGCAUUUACACAGUGCAGAGUGAUGUGUGGUCUUACGGCAUCCUUCUCUGGGAGAUCUUCUCCCUUGGUAAAAGUCCAUAUCCCGGCAUGGUGGUGAACAGCAAGUUCUAUAGCUUGGUGAAGCAGGGAUAUCAGAUGGCCAGGCCCGACUUCGCUCCCUUGGAAAUGUACAGCAUCAUGCAGGCAUGCUGGAGCCUGGAGCCCACACAGAGACCUACCUUUGACCAGAUCGGCUGCUUCAUUCAGAAAGAACUGGAGGUGCAUAAGGAGCAGGACUACACCAACCUCCCCUCCACUGCUGAGGAAGACAGUGGCUGCGAUACCUCUGGCUGCUGUGAGGAGUCCUGCGAGCAAGAGGAGAGCGGCCAGCCCCUUCUCAAGAGCAACAACUAUCAGUUCUGUUAGCUGGUACCAUUGCCCUGGGAUAGAUCCCUGUCCUCCUGGCUCUGCAGAGUGCACGGUUCUGCUCUGCCCUAGGACACAGAUGCCUUCUGCUUUGGCUCUCCUCUCUGUGCUUUCUGAAGUAUGAGUGUUACCGACUCCCUCACUGAAAGGAUAGCGUUGGAGUGACUCAAAACCAAGACUCACCAUGGGG
Fulmarus glacialis (Northern fulmar) is the source of this 3118-nucleotide messenger RNA. RefSeq names its product colony stimulating factor 1 receptor (gene CSF1R). The transcript is spliced from 22 exons. The coding region runs from base 1 to 2928 and encodes 975 amino acids. Lineage: Eukaryota; Metazoa; Chordata; Aves; Procellariiformes; Procellariidae. Gene Ontology annotation, cellular component: signaling receptor complex; CSF1-CSF1R complex. Gene Ontology annotation, biological process: osteoclast differentiation; cytokine-mediated signaling pathway; positive regulation of kinase activity. The record is from RefSeq and is a predicted model, not a curated record. Gene Ontology annotation, molecular function: cytokine binding; macrophage colony-stimulating factor receptor activity; ATP binding.